Molecule: messenger RNA, 417 nt
Organism: Zingiber officinale
Lineage: Eukaryota; Viridiplantae; Streptophyta; Magnoliopsida; Zingiberales; Zingiberaceae
Product: skin secretory protein xP2-like
Exons: 1
Coding region: 1-417 (138 amino acids)
Source: RefSeq, a predicted model, not a curated record
AUGUAUCGCGCCGUCGCUCUCGUCGUCCUGCUUCUGGCAGCCGUCGGCUCUGGCAUGGCUGAGGCUCCCUCGCAGGCGCCGAAGGCCUCGGCCCCGGCUGCAGUUGCGACCCCUUCCAAGGCUCCGGCUGCUGCGAAGACUCUCUCCCCGGCGAAUUCACCAGCUGCUUCCGCGCCAGGCGAGUCACCCGCUUCUUCCCCGUCAGCGGUGGCCGAUUCGCCUGACAUUUCCCCCUCCGCAGACUCGCCGGCGGAGGAUGCGGACGCACCAGCUGCUACCCCGGAGGGUGACUCACCGGCGUCCGCACCAGGCCCGGCAGGAGAAGCGAGCGACGAGGAGCACAGCUGGGCGAGCCCUGCUUCCGCAGCGUCCUUCGCCGGAGUUGCGGUCGCAUUCGUGGCGGCGGUUGCUUUUUAA